This is a messenger RNA of Thlaspi arvense, 429 nucleotides long. Lineage: Eukaryota; Viridiplantae; Streptophyta; Magnoliopsida; Brassicales; Brassicaceae. The record is from the annotation of a GenBank genome assembly.
AUGGCAAGUCUCUGGCUGUCACUAACAAAGUUGGGGAAUAACAACUACCUGCAGUACUCACUCGCCAGAUCAGAUUAUCCCUUCUACGGGAUUGACUAUCCUGGUGGUAAGGCAACAGGAAGGUUCACUAAUGGAAGGACAAUUGGCGAUAUAAUAUCUGAAAAGCUUGGAAUUUCAUCACCGCCGCCUUACCUUUCCUUGUCUCCAAAUGAUGACGCACUCCUUGAGGGGGUAAACUAUGCCUCUGGCGGAGCAGGAAUUCUCAAUGACACAGGGCUUUACUUUGUAAUUACUGUUUCCUCUCUCUUCAUAUUGGUUCUAGUAAGCAGAAGCGCCAACGAUUAUGUCAACAACUUCCUGCAACCAUUUUUGGCAGAUGGGCAGCAGUACACUCACGAUGAGUUUGUGGGACUUCUAAUGGCAACCUAG